Messenger RNA from Corythoichthys intestinalis (scribbled pipefish), 2362 nucleotides. It is a transcript of the gene agbl4, whose product is annotated as AGBL carboxypeptidase 4. Lineage: Eukaryota; Metazoa; Chordata; Actinopteri; Syngnathiformes; Syngnathidae. The transcript has 14 exons. Bases 326 to 1765 code for a protein of 479 amino acids. Gene Ontology annotation, molecular function: metallocarboxypeptidase activity; zinc ion binding. Gene Ontology annotation, biological process: proteolysis; protein side chain deglutamylation. The record is from RefSeq and is a predicted model, not a curated record.
AUUGCAUGCCUUUUAGUUUUUGUGGCGCUUACACGCUCAAGUGGGGGCGCCCUUGCGCUUCCUCACUUGAAGAAGAACGCGCUCACGUGAAGAAGAGCGCGCUUACACCCAAAGAAGAAAUGCCGCAUCCAAGUGAGUGGGCGAGUUAGUGAGAGAGGGAAACACUUCUACGAGCCAACGUUAAUGUUAAUAUCUACAGAGGCAACGCCUGAACCCAGGUUUAGGGUGUGCCCAUUGAGUACUUCCUACUGGAAGCCUCCCUCCCUUUGCCGCCUGCUCCGUUGCCGUGGCAACAAAGGGAGCGCGUCGGCUGCUCUGUGCCAGAAUGGAAAAGAAGAUGGAGGAAAACCCCGGGAAAGACGCUGAGGCUGGCAUGGAAGCUGGAGGCGAGGAGGCCUUGGUGGGGAAUGUCAACAAGCUGACGGUGAGCCCACCGGGGUACUCAGGAUCUCCCAGAAAAGGACAUCUGGUUUUUGAUGCUUGCUUUGAGAGUGGAAACCUUGGUCGUGUUGACUACAUCAGUGAAUUUGAGUUUGACCUCUUCAUCCGCCCCGACACCUGCAAUCCCCGGUUUCGUGUCUGGUUCAACUUCACCGUGGAGAAUGUCCGAGAGACACAGAGGGUCAUUUUCAAUGUGGUCAACUUCUCGAAGACAAAGAGCCUUUACAGAGAUGGCAUGUCUCCUGUUGUUAAGUCCACCAGCAGACCAAAAUGGCAGAGACUCCCAGCCAAAAAUGUGUACUACUACCGCUGCCCAGACCACCGGCGUAACUAUGUCAUGUCAUUUGCCUUCUGCUUCGAUCGUGAGGAAGACAUCUACCAGUUUGCCUAUUGCUACCCUUACACCUACUCAAGAUUACAGCACUAUCUCGCCAGCCUGGAGCGCAGGAAUCUUCCCUACCUGCGGAGGGAGCAGCUGGGACUCAGUGUGCAACAACGACAGCUGGACCUGUUAACAAUCACCAAUUGUGAACAGCAGAAUGGAGGAAAGGAGAAGAAACUGGUGUUCCUCACGGCUCGCGUUCACCCUGGAGAGUCUCCUGCCUCGUUUGUCUGUCAAGGUUUGAUUGAUUUCCUGGUGAGCCAGCAUCCGGUAGCUCAGCUCCUAAGAGAUUAUGUGAUCUUCAAAAUUGUCCCCAUGCUGAAUCCAGAUGGAGUGUAUCUGGGCAACUACAGGUGUUCCCUAAUGGGCUUUGACCUCAAUCGCCACUGGCAGGACCCCUCUCCAUGGGCACACCCCACACUACAUGCUGUCAAGCAACUCAUAGUGCAGAUGAGCCAAGACCCGACUGUUAGCUUGGAGUUUUACAUCGAUGUCCAUGCUCACUCCACCAUGCUGAACGGCUUCAUGUACGGCAACGUGUUUGAGGACGAGGAGCGUGUCCAGAGACAGGCCGUCUUUCCCAGACUGCUGUGCCACAAUGCCCAUGACUUUUCCUUUUCCAACACUUCCUUUAACCGUGACGUCGUGAAGGCCGGCACAGGCAGACGUUUCCUUGGCGGUCUCCUUGAUGACACGUCCUAUUGCUACACUCUGGAGGUGUCUUUCUACAGCUACAUGACCCCUGGCAGCACGGCUCCCGUGGCCUACACCGAGGAGACGUACAUGAGGCUGGGCAUGAAUGUGGCUCGGACCUUCUUGGAUUACUACAAACUCAACAACCUAAUCGCAGACAAUGUGCCAAGUCACCUUCAAAGUUCUGAAGUGACGUCUCCAGUAGAUGGCGAUGUAGUGGACAGAGAGAAAGAGCAUGUCAGGGACUAGUGACACAGACAGCACCAUGGCACCAGGAGGAGCAUUCACUGCUCAUCAUUUUGACAAGAUCAACAUCUUUCUGCCUCGAGACAUUCAUGGAAUAAAACUUCAUUUGCUCCAAAUUGUAUUCAUAUGAUUAUAUGUAAAUGCAUGCCUUCCGAAGCUCUUUAAAUAUGCAUAUUGAUGUCUUAAAUUUACUGUAUAAAGGUGUUGCUUUUCUUAUUGCAAAAAUAAUGUAUACAAAAGACACCAGUGAUGCAAUAUUUUUGGCAGAAAAUACAAUUAGGUAGUUCAUCAAUCAAACACAACAGUUUUGUAAAGAUCUGUAACUUAUUUGUUACUACAUUUUACUAGUAUUCGUGAUCGCUGAAGGUUAACCAGCUAACCUGAUUAUGACACUCCAUAUUUAUUUGAUGUAAUUUCUGUUUGUUGAAUUUUGUGACAUUAUGCCUGGUAUUCUUUACGCUCCAUUUAAAUGAAAAACAAUAUAUUUUUAACCUUAGAACAAAUACAAAUACAAUAUACAAACAUGGGGUGAUUGAUACACACAGUCAGCAAAUUAACAUGAAAUAAAUUAAAGGGGGUUAUUUUCAACACAAGCUGUAU